UAUGUCCGAGCUCCUGCAAAAGUUCCCAAACUGAGACUUUCCCAGCACCAACUUCGCGACCAUCCCAAACAACUCCAUCCGCCCUCUUUCCACCUGUUCAAUCUAUCCAAUCACGUACACACAGCUUCACAAUGGUCAGACUUGAAGAAGUGCUCGAUGAGGAGUUCUCCCGCGACCAGACUGGUCCUAUGGACGGCGAGGACGACUGGGACACCGAUGACGAUUCUGACACAUCCUCAGUAACAUCCUCCUUACCCGACGACGAAACCCUUGCCGAACGUCUGGCCGCCUUGCAAGAUAUUAUUCCGCCAUCGUACCGCCACAAAGUGCAAUCAACCGUCUCUACCACAACCGACUGGGUGAAGAGCGGUCUACUGUACUCUGGCAAGGCGCUAUGGGUGAUUAGCACGAGCGCGAUCCUGGUCGCUGUGCCGUGGGCGCUGGCCUAUGCUGAGGACCAGCAGAUGGCAGAGAUGGAGCGAGAGAUGAAGAUGCAGCAGAGCGCGAACGAUCUUUUGACUCAGCCGCAGGGCCAGGAGCAAACAAAGGCAUCCUUGUAAAGGUUAGCUGAGACCCUGACACUAGGUUUCUUGUAUAUUUUAUGAUUCUGGUGGCUUAUGAGGAUAUCUUUUUGAGCCUGGGAUAAUGUGUACUACUACUAUUUUCUGUCGCUUCUCAUGACCGUACCGGUACUCGCGCACGUAUCUCAUAGCACACAAUUCACGAAUUUCGAAGCAAUCAAUUGCAGAGAAGAAAAGGUUCCAUCAUCUAA
Messenger RNA from Pseudovirgaria hyperparasitica, 772 nucleotides. Its product is annotated as mitochondrial import translocase, subunit Tom22. Lineage: Eukaryota; Fungi; Ascomycota; Dothideomycetes; Acrospermales; Acrospermaceae. The transcript is spliced from 3 exons. The record is from RefSeq and is a predicted model, not a curated record. Gene Ontology annotation, cellular component: mitochondrial outer membrane. Bases 132 to 560 code for a protein of 142 amino acids. Gene Ontology annotation, biological process: intracellular protein transport.